AUGAUAACCGAGUUUCUAGGGUUGAAGGGAAUACCACUGACAGGUAGAUUCCCAUUGAAGCGUAUGGAUGUUGGCCACGCAGCUGUGCAUGUUACCCACCAGCCAGUACUCUGGGUCUACGCGAGGUCAUCGAUAUCAUUUGAGCCUGAAUGCCUCAAAUGGCAGAUUUAUUUGCUACUCAAUGGCGUCGAAUUCAAACUUAAAUCCACCAACGAACCAAAUGGAUCGCCGAAUAGCAGGCUUCCUGUGCUAGAACUCCCGCACACAGAUGGCCAGACACCCGUCCUGCUCACCGAUGACCAGAUAAGGGCGUAUGUCGAGGAUGGUAGCUGUAAUAACGUCCCAGACGAGCACCUUCUACACACAAUAGAGAAACAGCUGAGAAUAUCUUUCCUCACUUACCACCUAUUCAUACCAUCCGCGUCGCUCCACUCUGCCAAUCUCUACUUCCCAGCGACCACUAAACUGAUAUCUUUGCAACAGUCACACCACUUCAAUCGCCUCAAAGCAUCAGCUAGCGUUGAGAUCGCAAAGGUCGUCAGCGGCAAUCAUGUCUUAGACCACACACACACUACUCUGACAUCUUGGCUAUAUGCCCGCUAUUUCCCCAGCGAGGAACCAUACGAAUGUGUGCCAGUGGAUGUGGAUGCUGUCGAUAGGAUCGCUGCGAAUGCCUUAUCUGAGUUAUCCGCCAAUCUUGCGUCGAAUACGUGGAUAUUGGGUGGAGACAAACCAACUUACGCAGACGCCUGUUUAUUCGCCUACCUCUAUCUCACUCUCUCCCUCCUCCCGCCAUCCUCACACCUGCGCAAACGACUGACAGGUCACAUCAACUUGACGCACUACACGCAGCGCAUUGCCAGCGACUACCUCAAGGCUAGAAUAUAA
This is a messenger RNA of Wallemia ichthyophaga EXF-994, 888 nucleotides long. RefSeq lists its product as uncharacterized. Gene Ontology annotation, biological process: mitochondrion organization. NCBI's taxonomy places the organism in Eukaryota, Fungi, Basidiomycota, Wallemiomycetes, Wallemiales, Wallemiaceae. The record is from RefSeq and is a predicted model, not a curated record. The transcript is spliced from 4 exons. Gene Ontology annotation, cellular component: SAM complex. The coding region runs from base 1 to 888 and encodes 295 amino acids.